AUGGAGGACCAGGCCGUUACCGAUGCCGCGACGGAGAACGCCCGCCUCACGCAGGCCUCAGGCGGCCUGCGUCUGGGGUUGCUGUCGCAGGUGGCGCGGCCUGACACGUCGAAGAUGUUGGUCUUCAAGCCAGCGCUGGAUGUGGUGAGCAGCCGAAAACGACAGGUGGAAGGCUUACCUCCAGACCAGAAGGGCCAGGAGGCGCAGCUGCCAGUGAUGAUUCCCAAGUGUCUACAAGACCUGCUGGCGGUGCUUCCUUCCAGGCCCAUGAAGGGUGCCAAACCCGACGUCGAUUACCUGCUGACUGUCUUGCAGACGGUGUCGAUCCCGCCAGUGCCAGUGAAGGAAUUGGACACCUUCCGAUACGACAGCUUGCGGCUUCUUAAAAGUGAGGAGGACCGUGUCUUUAUGAAGGACGACCUGGAUGAGGAUGGCGAAGGUUUCUUCAGCGCGCGGGCGACUCACUACCGAGAGAGGCUGCAAGCCAAACGUCAGAAAGUGUUGGUGGAACAUCACACCAAGCAGGCCAGCAUCCUUUCGGCCAGAGAGCUGGAAGGUAUCGACCCAUACUUCCCAGAGGCAGUUGGGGCAACCUCCAUCGCCGCGGAGGGAGCUAGGCUAAGGAAGCGGAGUAUGAAAUGGCUCGAGAUGGCCGAGAGAAUUCCUGAUUACGAAGAGACCGAGUUUCAGCUGAGUGGUCGUAGCUACAGCAAGGCGCAGAAAGCCUUGCGGCGCCAGUUGCAACAGCUGCGGUCGGAGGGUGAGUAUCCAGACAGCAAGCUGUUGAGCCAUUGUGCCACCAGUGGCAUGUUGUCAGAGGUUCUGGAAGUGCUGGAGAGCAUGAGAUCAGCAGGAGUCCAAGUGCCUUUUGCCAGCAACGAAGCAGCCUUGCAAGCUUGCGUACCCUUGGGCAAGUGGCAACAGGCCUUGUCCAUGUUGGAGGACUACUGGGCCACAGACUCCGUGAAUCCCGACAGGGUGCGGUUCCGCCUGAAGGGCCCGUUCGCAGCUGAUAGAGAUCCGGGAGAAGAGGGAAAGGCCCUUGUGGCAGAGGAUGCCGGCCCGUUUUGGCUGAUCGGCCGACAGAGCGACGAGGAACUCUUCAUUUGGAGCGUGCUUCAGUGCACAGAGCUCGCAGCCCCACCGCUGUUACCACGCGGCCUGGCCCUCUUGGGCCGCUACUGCGGAAACGAUGCCUCCGGCGGAGGGACUGUGGCGUGGCGGGAGGAGCAGCAGCUGGUGCUCCGGAUGGAGGAGAAGGAACUGAGAGAUUGGAAGGUAGGACAGCCUUCAGAUCUCUUGGUUCGUUCUUCCCUGGAGGUCCAUGUGCCUCCGUCUCAGGAGGAGAUGCAGCUGGCGCUCAGCGCCAUGGCGCGGGACGUGGGCACCCUGGGCACCCUGCACUAUCGCUUCCCGCAGGCUGCGCAAGCGCCCAGUUUGGUGCAGCUCAAAGCAGGUUUGGCCAAGGGCCUCAGCCUCCCAGCAGAGCUCGCGGCCUCGGGCGAGGUCAUCGUGGAGGUCUUGGCCGCGGAGCUGGGAGCCACCUGUGACCGCGCCAAUUUCGUGGAUCUGGAUACUUCUGGGCCCUCAACUGCAUUGAGCCGCGUGGACUUUGCAGCUUAUGUGUCGAAGGAUGCCUCGCUGGAGCGAAUGGCCGAAGAACUGGCAGAAGCUGCGAAGGACCAGUUUGCGAGAGUGGAAGCAGAAGUCCGGGCUGGCAAAGUGGCCAAUCUCAGUGUGCGUUGCUACGCCCCAGGGCCCGUGGGCCAUGCGGUGCUGUUGCAAGGCACCGAGGAUGCGGCGCAGCGACAGAAGCUGCAUGCGCUCUUGCGUUUGCCCGAGGAACCUCUGCUGGUGCCCGCUGCGGCAUUGCCACCGCCGGGACAGGCGCUGGCACAAGCCACAGGCAAGCCGCUGAAUCCCCACAAGGAUUGCGGCCUGCAGCCCAGCUGGUGGAAAGGCCGGAGCACCAAACGCGCUUUCGUGCGAGGGCUCUACGAGUACAAUCACUACAUGCAGGACAGCUUCGACGACAACGGCUGGGGCUGCGCCUAUCGGUCACUGCAGACCUGCGUCAGCUGGUAUCGCAUGCAGCACUACGUCGGGUCCGAAGUCGCUGUGCCAAGCAUCCCGGAAAUCCAACGUUUGUUGAAACGAAUCGAUGAGGCGCAUAAAGACCUGGAGAUCGGGAGCAAGAAAUGGAUUGGCACGGUUGAAGGCAUGUACUUGCUGCAAGAGUACCUGAAGGUGGACUGCAAGAUGAUGUACAUGCAAAAUGCCAGCGACAUGGCCAGCCAAGGGGCAGAAAUGUUGGAGCACCUGGAGCGAGAAGGGACUCCCAUCAUGAUGUGUGCCGGGAUGUAUGCCUACACUCUGGUGGGCCUUUGCUUCGACUCGGAGACUGGCGAGGUGGCAUAUCUCAUCGUUGAUCCUCACUACACGGGGAAGGACGACUUGAAAGCCAUCCUCUCCAAGGGAUGGGUCGGUUGGAAGAACCUGGAUUUCUUUGAGAAGAGCACUGAUGGAAGCUUCAUCAACUGCUGCUUGCCCUUGGCCCUGGGUUUGGUGCUCCGAGCAUGUCGAAGGUUUGGAGCUUGGGCGGCUGCUUUGCAAUUCCUGGACCUGGCGCGCAACGAGGCCCUGUCUGUGGACUCCUGGGCCUAUGCCUGUGCCAUGGGGGCGUGUUUGGAGCCAUCUCGCUCACGCAUCACGGCGGCGGAGGAUGCGAUGACAUUGUAUCGAGAGUUCACCAGUACCGGUGCACCAACAGGUUGGGGCUUUUGGAUUACAGCUGCCUGUGCCUGUGAGGAGGGUCUCCUUUGGGAAAAUGCCAUCGAGAUCCUUUCCUCAACUCCGCCGUCCUGGUCGAUCCUUUCGAUUCGCUGGGCUCAAAGCAAAAAGCCGCGGGCGAAGAUAGCCAUGGCGGAAGGGACCUCGGAGGAAAGCUACGAGGCCAUCUUCCUCAUCGAUGGCAGCGCCAUCGGAAGCUCGAGGGCUACGUCGGCUACGUCGGCGACGUGCUCGGCGCAUCAUUUGGACGACGCAGAACGUCUGGUGGCCUGCUGUCAGCAGGUUCAAGAGCGAUGCCCAUCCGCGCGGCUUCGUGCCUUUGUGAACAUGGAAGGCGAGUCGGCCCUUUCUCUGGGAGGCGACCGGGUCGCCUCCCUGCAGAACUUGGUUCAAUGGGUGCCAUUGGGCUGUGAUGUCUUGGACUUUCUUCUGGAGUUUGCCCGCAAGCGCGCCUCCAAGGGACAAAGGGUGAAUGUGGUCUCCAACGCACGGAGUGCCAUUGACGCCUGCCGCGACGCGAAUUUCAAUCACCUGGGCUUCAUGUUCGUGGACGGCGAGCUGCUGAUGCCCGGCCUUCACCGCACGAUGCCGACAGCGAUGCCGAAGCGGUCGGGUCCGACGAUGCCGCGCUCGGCGCCGGAGGCGCUGAGAACAUCUGGAGAUGGCCCGGAGGAAUGGUCCUGGCCCGAGGCCAUGGCCACGGCCAGAUGCAUCGGUCCUUGGAGCGUGCUGGUGUUGCGGACCCUGCUGGCUGCUAGCUAUGUGGGCCAUGCCUGCUAUGAUGUGAUCACCUACUAUGACAGCGGCUUCUAUUUCAUGUACUUGACGCACAUCUCGCUCUUUUUCCAGGUUCUCUGCAGCGUCUUCCUGGUGGCGGCCACCUUUCUGAGUUUCCGGCGGCUCCAGCGUCGCCAAAAUGCCGCGGAGACGCUGCAAGCCACGCUGGGCGGCGCAGCUGCCUCGGCGGUGGAGCUUCGCGCAGCCAUCAGCGAUUUGAAGCACCGCAGCGACAGCGCUUCUGCACCGGUGACGGUCUGCAUCGCGCUGGUGCUCUUCUGCCUGCAGCUGCCGUUGUCCUUCAUGGUGGUCUUCAUGUACUGGUCCUUGGAGGUGCCAAUCUGGAGCCUCCGACCAGGAUACAAAACCACCUACGACAACUUGUACGUGCACGGCUUUCAAAGCCUGGGGAUGUUGAUCACGUUUCUCUUCUCGAGGAUACCUUUCCGCGUGACCCACUGGGGUUGGCUCAUGGUGGCGGGGGUCUUGUACAACAUUUGGACCUACCUGCAGUACACCAUGCGCAUUGGAACCCUUGAUGGCUGUGCGGAAUACCCCAGAGAUGAGUGCCCCAUCUACUCCGUCUUUGACUGGCAUAAAGGAGGCUCCACGCUCUUCUUGGGCGCCAUGUUGGUCUUGGUUGCGUGCCCAACGGCUGUGGCCGCCAAAAAGGUGAUGUCAAUCUUCGGGUUCCUGGGAUGGCUCCGCGAUCGCUUUGACGAAGAUCCAACAGCUCUGACGGAGUGGGAGGACACGGAACCUGGGACGGGAUACCUUGUCCGGCUUUCAGUGCAUCGAUGCCACGUCAUCUUCUCCAUGGCAGAACAGCUGCCAGCGAGCGCCAACCCUUUGUUGUCGGCCGCAGCAGGACACGGUCCCCUCGCAGACUUCGAACCGGAACCGGAGUUUGGUGCGUUGGGUGACACUCAGAUUGACGAGGAGCCCUCCACGGCAAGAUUUCGAGGACUUCGGGCAGCGCCUGGCGAUCACAUCGAUCUCAGCUUUGCGGAGACGCAGGUGGUCGAAGACUUUGCGCCUCCUACGCCAGAGGCCGUGGCUUCUGCUGAGGUCAAGGAACAGAUGGUUGAUACACAGCCUGAAGGAAGCCAACGAAGUCAAAGGAUGGCAUCCCAAGAUUCCAAGGCAUCUGCCGUUUCAUGGGGUGACAGUGGCGAUGCAGAUACCGCAGCUGGUGGCCGAAAGUGUACAGAGGAGUCGUUCCGCGGCACCUGA
Molecule: messenger RNA, 4800 nt
Organism: Cladocopium goreaui
Lineage: Eukaryota; Dinophyceae; Suessiales; Symbiodiniaceae
Source: the annotation of a GenBank genome assembly